Molecule: messenger RNA, 541 nt
Organism: Scylla paramamosain (green mud crab)
Lineage: Eukaryota; Metazoa; Arthropoda; Malacostraca; Decapoda; Portunidae
Product: cyclic AMP-responsive element-binding protein 5-like
Exons: 2
Coding region: 47-541 (164 amino acids)
Source: RefSeq, a predicted model, not a curated record
GGCAGAGCAGGGCACAGUCGAAGCUGGUCCCCCACACCUGGUCGACAUGAAGAUCGCGGCUGUAGUAGCAGUUGUUGCGGGCUUCUGCCUCCUAGCAGUGAGCGGUGAGCCCGAGCCUGAGGCUGUUGCUGGCUACGUGGGAGGGCAUCACUCAUACCACCCAGUUGUCGUGCACCCCGGGCACUACGGUCAUAACCGCUACGGGAGGAGUGCAGAGCCCGAGCCUGGCUACCUAAGCCAUGGCUAUGGUUACCAGAGCCGCCCUUACUACCACAGCUAUUCACAUCUCCACAAGAGGAGCGCCGACCCCGAGCCAGAGGCCGAAGCUGAGCCUGGCUUCAGAGCCCGUGGCUAUGGUUACCAGAGCCGCCCUUACUACCACAGCUAUUCACAUCUCCACAAGAGGAGCGCUGAGCCCGAGGCUGAUGCUGAGCCGGGUUACCCUUAUGGCGGCUCCUCACAGUACCACACCCCUACUUACUACUCUCGCGGCUAUGGAGGUUACGGUUUUAAGGCGUCGCCGACUGUUCAACCAAUGUAA